UUUUGCAGAAUGUCCGAAAUCGCAGAAGUUGUGCCAAAAAUCAUUGAAGCCAUCUUUUCCAGCGUCCAAGAGCCUUUCAAAACUUUCAACAUAACCAUAAAACCUCUGGAAAAUUCGAGAAGUUUCUGGUCAGAGUGCUAUCAAAUUCUAGUGACUCCAAACUCGGAAGCACACGCGGACAAGGUGGUCUCCCCGAUUUUUGUGAAGAUCCCACGAAUCUCGGCUAUCAACGCUGCCUGUGACCCAGAUAAUGCAGAUGAGAAUAUGGAAAUUCUGCGAACUCUCACUGCGCAAGAAGUGACGUUUUACUCUGACUUCUCGGGAAUUCAGUUCUCCGGUUUCCCAAUUCCCCGUUCCUAUUACGGCGAGAAUUUGGGAAACGAGAAAAUGGCAGGUCUGGCGUGUGAGGAUUAUUCUGGAAAAGUGUAUUCGAUUGAUUUUGUUCCCGGGUUUGAUGAGUCUCAAGUUCUUCAACUUUUGGAGGCUCUUGCUCAUUUUCAUGCGAAAAUUAUUGAGAUAAGUGAUGAGAUUCCAUGGAAGAAUUAUGAAAAUGUGCUUUAUGAUGCGGCCUAUAUCAGGAUGUUGCACAACGACACCCUUGAUUUUGAAAAGUUAUGCCCGGCGGAGCUCUCCGGAAGAAUUCAAGAAGUUAAGCAUGCUUUUGAUGAAGAUGGAGUUAGAAAUUCCGAAAAGAAAAACGAAAAACUUGGAAUGCCAUUGGUGAUAUGUCAUAAUGAUUUGAACGCGUCAAAUGUUCUAUGGAAUAAUGAAACUGGAAAGAUCCAGGCAUUUAUCGAUUUCCAGCACGUGUCAAAGGGUCCCGUCUCCUUUGAUAUUAUUCGUAUUUUGUGCCUUGGAUUGUCAGUGGAAAAUCGAAGAGCAAAUACUCAAAGAUACCUGAACCACUACUAUACGACCUUCAAAUCUCAUUUUUCCACGGCUCCCUUCACUUUCUCCCAACUCGAAGAAUCCUAUCGAACUCACUUCAAUUUUGUGAAUGCCACGUCACUAUUCAGUCUGUCGUAUUACUACAAAAUGUAUAAGGAUGAGAGUUUGGAUUUGAAAAGUGGAGCUGACGAAAGGGAACACAAAGCUCAGGAGAUUUUGAGACGGACUAUCGGAAUUUUGGAUGAUAUGUAAUAGAAGAAUAUUUUUUAAAGAUUUUUAUAUUAUACAUUAAAACAAAUAAACUACUACUAAUAUUUGGAA
Caenorhabditis elegans is the source of this 1209-nucleotide messenger RNA. Its product is annotated as putative kinase-like protein D1044.1. Lineage: Eukaryota; Metazoa; Nematoda; Chromadorea; Rhabditida; Rhabditidae. The transcript has 7 exons. The record is from RefSeq and is marked reviewed. The coding region runs from base 10 to 1140 and encodes 376 amino acids.